CAAUUAGGUUCCCGGAUAAAAUUAGCCUACACCAAUAACCCGUACACCCCAAAAGUGGGCUUUGGCUUUUUUUCUUCGAGUUUUCACUCUCAAAAACUUCACCAAAUCCAAAUGGAUACUGUCAACCCCUUGCUUGUUUCAUCAGCUUCUGGUUUGAAAAUGGAUGUGAAUGGAGGUGAAAUGAGGAAGAAUCCCACACUGAUUUGUGCUCCAUUAAUGGCGGAUUCCAUUGAUAAGAUGGUGACUCUCAUGGCUAAAGCUAAAGCUACGACUGCUGAUCUUGUGGAAAUUAGAUUGGAUAGUCUCAAGAAUUUCAACCCUUUUGAAGACCUCAAUGUUUUAAUCAAACAAAGCCCUUUGCCUACACUCUUCACUUACAGACCAGUAUGGGAAGGUGGCCAGUAUGAUGGUGAUGAGAAAAAGAGAUUAGAUGUUCUUCGAUUAGCCAUGGAGUUAGGGGCUGAUUACAUUGAUGUUGAGCUUAAGGUUGCUCAUGAAUUCAUAAAAUCCAUUGGUGGAAAGAAGCCUGAAAAGAUCAAAGUUAUAGUUUCUUCUCACAAUUAUCAGAGCACUCCAUCUGUUGUGGAGCUCGGAAACCUUGUUGUGAAAAUACAAUCAACUGGAGCCGAUAUAGUGAAGAUUGCGACAACGGCCAUUGACAUCACUGAUGUCGCACGAAUUUUUCAGAUAACCGUGCAUUCUCAAGUACCUAUAAUCGGACUUGUUAUGGGCGAAAGGGGGUUGAUUUCACGGAUUCUCUGCACAAAAUUCGGUGGCUAUCUUACUUUCGGAACUCUCGAGGGUGGAGUUGUUUCAGCUCCUGGUCAACCGACUAUCAAUGAUCUAUUGAAUCUAUACAAUUUCAGGCAGUUAGGUCCCGAUACAAAAGUGUAUGGGAUUAUUGGGAAGCCUGUUGGUCAUAGCAAAUCACCUAUGCUCUACAAUGAAGCAUUCAAAUCAGCUGGUUUCAAUGGGGUCUUUGUUCACUUGUUAGUAGAUGACUUAGAAAUGUUUCUCCGAACUUACUCAUCGACCGAUUUUGCUGGAUUCAGCUGUACAAUUCCUCACAAGGAGACCGCAGUGAAGUGCUGUGACGAGGUAGAUCCGGUUGCAAAGUCCAUUGGAGCUGUUAAUUGCAUUAUAAGGAGACAGAGCGACGGGAAGUUGUUUGGUUGUAACACGGAUUAUAUCGGUGCUAUUUCAGCCAUCGAGGAUGGAUUACAAGCUGGAUAUAACAUGAGCAGUGCAGCCGGAUCGCCAUUAGCCGGUAAGCUGUUCGUGGUUAUUGGUGCUGGUGGUGCUGGGAAGGCAUUAGCUUACGGUGCAAAACAAAAAGGAGCGAGAGUUGUAAUUGCCAAUCGAACCUAUGAACGAGCUCGAGAGCUUGCCGAUGUAAUUGGAGGAGAUGCUUUGUCUCUUGACGAUUUGGCUAGGUUCCAUCCGGAGGAUGGCAUGAUUCUUGCCAACACAACAUCCAUCGGAAUGCAACCUAAUAUCGAUCAAACACCGAUGCCCAAGGACGCUUUGAAAUACUAUUCACUGGUUUUCGAUGCCGUUUACACCCCUAAAAUAACCCGACUCUUGAGAGAAGCCAAGGAAACCGGAGCCACUAUUGUUUCCGGAUUGGAGAUGUUCAUCGGGCAGGCCUACGAACAGUUUGAGCGAUUCACUGGUUUGCCAGCACCGAAGGAGCAGUUCCGGAGAACUAUGUCAAAGUACUAACAACGUUGACACAACGACUCGUUUGUCUGCAGCAAAUUGCUGGUUUGUUUUUACUAUUCAUUUGAUGAGAAGGGCAUUGAAACAACAAUUUGUUUAGGAAGUACUUGAAGUGUUUUUGAAUAAUUCCAGGUUUUGUUUCAUAUGAACUUUAUUUUCUUUAUUUCCUAUGAUCUGUGAGUAUGUACGAUAGACCGGAAAAUUCAUAUAUUCCUAUUCGUGUAAUUUGCUUUGUAGUAAUCGUGUUUAUGAUAUAAAUAUUUACAUAUUAAUAAUAUUCGUGUUAUAUAAA
Gossypium raimondii (Peruvian cotton) is the source of this 2011-nucleotide messenger RNA. Its product is annotated as bifunctional 3-dehydroquinate dehydratase/shikimate dehydrogenase, chloroplastic. The transcript has 11 exons. Gene Ontology annotation, molecular function: 3-dehydroquinate dehydratase activity; shikimate 3-dehydrogenase (NADP+) activity; NADP binding. Bases 112 to 1722 code for a protein of 536 amino acids. The record is from RefSeq and is a predicted model, not a curated record. NCBI's taxonomy places the organism in Eukaryota, Viridiplantae, Streptophyta, Magnoliopsida, Malvales, Malvaceae. Gene Ontology annotation, biological process: shikimate metabolic process; chorismate biosynthetic process.